AUGGAUGAUGAGAUAAAGGUGAAUUCUGGAUUACAUACUGAUGACACAAUUAAUGUUCCUUGUGAUGGUCGAGUACAUAUAAACUUAGGUCGUCCUGAUGAAGACGAGGACAUUUAUCUCCUGCCAUCGAUUGCUCAGAUAAUCAAGCCACAUCAAAUCGGUGGCGUUCGCUUUCUGUAUGACACAGUUGUAGAAACUUUGGAUAAGUUUUGUUCCACCAUAGGAGCUGGUUGUAUCUUAGCUCAUUCAAUGGGGCUUGGUAAAACGCUACAGGUUAUAUCGUUAAUCGAAGUCCUCUACCGAUAUACAAAAAUAAAAAGUGUGGUCAUUGUGGUACCUUUAUGUGUAAUAAGCCAAUGGAGUGAAGAGUUUGACCGCUUCCUACCCGAACAACAACGGAAUUUUAAAGUAUUCUCGCAACAUGUCACAUUGAAUGACUGGAUUGAAACCGGUGGCGUACUAUUGAUAGGAUACGAUGCUCUUCGAAUUGCACUCAGUACAAACACAGAAGAACAUUUACGUGCUGCUAUUCAAAAAACGGAGUUAUUGAUAUGCGAUGAAGGACAUCGUCUAAAAAACCAACAGUCCAUCACAACUAAAACGUUAUCGUCAAUCCAAUGCCAAAGGAAAAUCAUUUUAACGGGUUACCCGUUUCAAAAUCAUCUUUUAGAAUAUUGGACAAUGGUUAAUUUCGUCAGACCAAAUUAUCUACCUGGACUGGAACAUUUCGUCAACAUUUUUAAGAAACCAAUAGAAAAAGGACAAUUUACUGAUUCCACCGAAGACGAAAUUCGUUUGAUGAACGAAAGAUGCAGAUUAUUGCAUUCCUUACUCGAACCGAUAAUUCAGCGAAGAUCAAAUGCCGUCCUACUCAAUCAAUUACCAACAAAAUUUGAUUGCACGAUAUUUAUCAAAAUGUCUGCAGUUCAGACUACACUCUACAACUCUUUAAUAGACGAAAGAAUGAAAAUGCCACUGCUAACAAGAGCCUCGUUUUGCAGGAAGAUAUUAAACCAUCCAGACCUUUUGUUGAAGAGUGACGCUGAAGACUGUGACGAUUUACAAGAGUUCAUUUACGGAGAAGAAAAUGAAAAGACAAUCGUCGAAAACAAUCAAGGAAAUCUUUGGUUCAAGAAGCACAUGACCAAUUACGACACAAAUAAUUUAGAGAAUUCACCGAAAAUCCAAAUUUUAUUGGCACUCAUUGCUAGUAUCAUAUCCUUCCGACCAGAUGAGAAGAUCAUAGUAUUCAGUCUGAGCACCGCCACUUUAGAUUUAAUUGAAUAUUUUGUUGGGAUUCAACUUAAGCUUGAAAAUGGUUGGCAAUAUUUACGUAAGAUAAUGCAACAUCCAACACAGCCAACAAAAACUCUAAAUUUAUUAUCUUUAGGAAUUGAUGGCAAAACAUCGAUCAAUACACGUAACUCUUUGAUAUCGGAAUACAAUGUCAAUCCUUUCAUCAAGUUAAUACUUUUAUCAACAAAGGCUUCAUCACUGGGAUUGAAUUUAACUGCAGCAACCAGAGUAGUAAUAUUCGAACCCAGUUGGAACCCCUGUGACGAUCAACAAGCAUCAUCAAGAGUGUUUAGAUUUGGCCAAACUAAGCCGACCUAUAUUUACCGUCUUGUAGUAGACCAUUCUUUUGAAUUAGCAAUUUUAUAUCGGCAAAAUAACAAGAUAUCCAUGUCGAACAGAUUGAUUGACAAUAUGCUUAAGAACAACAAGUUUACAAUUGAGACUCUUCGUUUGUUCAGAAAAACCAAAGACGUCGAAUGUAAUGAUUUGAAAAGCGAUCGCUUUUGCAAUGAUUUUGUGAUCCGUCGUAUUGUCGAUCAAUAUGCUAUCCUUUUAUCACAACCACCUACUUACGAUUGA
This is a messenger RNA of Bradysia coprophila, 1875 nucleotides long. RefSeq names its product helicase ARIP4-like. Gene Ontology annotation, molecular function: ATP binding; ATP hydrolysis activity. The record is from RefSeq and is a predicted model, not a curated record. Gene Ontology annotation, cellular component: nucleus. Lineage: Eukaryota; Metazoa; Arthropoda; Insecta; Diptera; Sciaridae.